UUGUCUUCAAGUUUGCAAAGAACCUAUAAAAGUUUGUCUUUAGUCCUCUCUAUAUGUACAACUUUUGCGGUUUUUUUUUGGUUUAAAGUUCAAGUCUGUCGGGUUUAGCUUGGGAAUCUUCCCAAAUUCCGCUAAUCCUCUCCAAGUCCCGUUCUUCUACAAACUCAUUUUCCUUCCAGUGCAAUUCAGAUUUCUAAAGAAAAUGGCACUAACAAGCGUAAGUGUCUAUGAGCUGAGUCGUCUAGGCCCCCCACAGCAACCUGUACGACGAAGGUCAAACUCCACAAAGGUUCGGAGGAAGGAUGCAGAGCUCGGGUCCGUGGAUCGGAAGAGAAACCCCAAGCGAAAUCAAAUCCAGCCCCAGCAUAACGAGUCGAUCACAAUCACCUACAUGGGUCGUCCAAGAAGCCCCAGCGUGGAUCUACCAACUUCACCACCAAUCCCUUCGGUGAUCCGACAGCGGCGGUCAUCUUCAACCGUCGCGAAGAAACUUCCACAGUCUGCAUCAAAUCCGAGCUUCCUGAGGAAGCAGGGGAGCUCCUCGUCGCUGUCGAAUGGGUUAUGGACAGAUUGUAUAGAGGUUGUGAAUGAGAUCGGGGUGAUGGCGAAGAUGGAGAGUAGGAAGAUACGUCGCCUACGAAUGGCUGUAUAUCGUCGAGUCCGAAUUUCCGACGACGAGGAGAUGGUUCUCACCGCCUCCCGGGCGUUGAGCAAGUGUCAUGGCUGGACACUAGACACUUGUCAUGACUACCUACCCGUUAUUAUAGAUAAUAUUAUCAGCAUGGACACUUCGAACCGGAUUAUCGCGGCAGAGGGUCUGGCGGCGAUCGCAGACUCGCUAGGGGAGAGGCUCGUGAAGUUCGCUGGUAUGAACUCCCACAGGAUUGGGGUGGAUAUAGCGGCUGAGGAGAGGUCCGAGAAGGCGAAGGCUUGUAUUCAGCUUCUCCGCUCAGUGGUGAGGAAACGCGACUGGUACUAUCGACAUCUGGAUGUUGAGUCAAUAGACAGGUUGGAUGCGACGAUGGAACGAUUGAAGAGCAUUUGAAAUGUGUUUAUUUUGAGGAGUAAUAAAGUGUUCUUUU
Caenorhabditis elegans is the source of this 1082-nucleotide messenger RNA. It is a transcript of the gene F47G4.5, whose product is annotated as Katanin_con80 domain-containing protein. The coding region runs from base 203 to 1045 and encodes 280 amino acids. NCBI's taxonomy places the organism in Eukaryota, Metazoa, Nematoda, Chromadorea, Rhabditida, Rhabditidae. The record is from RefSeq and is marked reviewed. The transcript is spliced from 5 exons.